Aspergillus glaucus CBS 516.65 is the source of this 664-nucleotide messenger RNA. RefSeq lists its product as uncharacterized. Lineage: Eukaryota; Fungi; Ascomycota; Eurotiomycetes; Eurotiales; Aspergillaceae. The transcript has 3 exons. Bases 1 to 606 code for a protein of 201 amino acids. The record is from RefSeq and is a predicted model, not a curated record.
AUGCCUGUGAAGUGGACACCUGGAAAUGACCAGCUGCUCCUCCUCAAAAUCCUGGAGACCCACGACCUCUCCGUCGACACCAAGAAAGUAGCUGAAGCAUGGCCCGCCACCGACGCAAAAGACAAACCCACUCCCCGCGCCAUAACUGAACGCCUCGUGCGCAUGCGCCAGACAGCCCGAGCCUCCUCCGGAAACGCCGGCGGCUUCGCUAUCAAAAGCGCCCCUGCUACCCCCAAGAAACCUCAUAACACUACUACAUCCACCCCAGCCUCUGGCAAGACCAAAGCCCCCGACUCAACCAAGCGCGCUCGCACGCAGAAUGCUGACGUUACCGAAGACGAGGACAUGGCUGACGUCGAGACCCCCACCAAAUCGAGCAAGAGCGUGAAGAAGGAGCCUGAGAGCAAGGCUGUUAAACUUGAACUUGCGGAGUUGGAUGGUGUUCAUGUUCCUGCUAAGCGGGUUAGGAAGAGUAGUGCGUUGCCGUUGGGGAUGGUGGAGUAUAGUGGUGAUGGGGAGAAGUGGGAGGAGGAUGAGACUGUUUAUGAUAGUUCUGCUUCGGAGUUUGUGCCGGAAGAUGGUGUUAAGCGGGGGGAUGAGAGCUAACUUGUGUACUUGGUUUUGUGGUUGGGUAGAUGUCUGAGGGUUGAGUGGAGGAUUGGGG